GCUCUCGUGACGCAUCAAUGACGUCACCGCGGGCCGACUGUGAUGGCGGAUGUCAGGGAAAUAGACACGAUGAAAAGUAAACAUUUCCAGGGAAGUUUCGAGAAAAUCGACAAAGAAAUGAGCCGCUAUCCGUUCUGUAUCGUGUGGACACCUAUUCCAGUGCUGUCGUGGUUUCUGCCGUUCAUUGGCCACAUGGGCAUCUGUACUUCCACCGGUGUGAUCAGAGAUUUUGCCGGGCCGUACUUUGUAUCAGAGGACAACAUGGCUUUUGGAAAACCAACAAAAUACUGGAAGCUGGAUAAGAAUAAAGUUUACGGUGGUGGAGUGAACACCUGGGACACUGCUGUACAUGAAGCAUCUGAAGAAUACAAAACCAGAAUGCACAAUCUGUGUUGUGAUAACUGUCACUCUCACGUUGCCAUGGCGCUGAAUCUCAUGCACUACAACAAUCGCUCCUCGUGGAACAUGGUCAACCUCUGCGUACUUUCCUUUAUACACAGCAAACAUGUCAGCUUUGUGGGGUUUCUGAAGACCUGGCUACCUUUCCUGAUGAUCUGUGGGAUCAUAGUCACCAUCGCCCUCGCCGUCAACCUGCGAUGACCGACAUCACAUGACAGCACCUCGGAGAAUGUUGGGCGGCCGAACACGUGCCUCAAGACCAGUUUAAGCUACAAGAAGCAAAUCAAAUCGUAUUGCUGAAGCAGAACUUUAUAUUACUUUUUAAUGGCACAGAUUCAGACGGCACUGUGAAUAGUCUCUUAUUUGCAUCUGAUGACAUCGACACAUGAAGACUAUCAUUACCAUGGUAAAUAAGUGCAUUACAGGGAUUUUUCCAUCACUGCUUAGAAACAAAUAGUUUUGUAUUUGUAAUAUCAUAUCAUACACUUCAACUAAUUCCUACCGACAAAUGGUAAUGAAUGAAACAUUGAUUUCAUGCAAUUUCCCGCCAAAACGGUCGCAAGUAGUGACAUCACUACCUGAUGUGGUUAAUAUAGAGAAAUUAUUAUUUACUUAUUUUUUGUUUAUUUCAAAGAUGUUUGCAUUUAAUUCACUGUCAGUUAAACAUAACUUGAAAUGUCAAGUUUUGGGCUCAUAACUCUUUUCAAUCGAGUAAAGUCAACUUAUUAGGGUUUUCAGUUUUGUGCAUCAUUUAAGUAUUUAAACGUUGCAGGAUGUUUACAGGUAUAGAUUGUUUUGUUUUAUGACAGUCUGUAAAUAUGGUUCAGUUUAUGUCUGCAUUUAUACUCUUUGAUCAAAUAAAAAAGUAUAU
Messenger RNA from Xyrauchen texanus (razorback sucker), 1270 nucleotides. It is a transcript of the gene tmem222a, whose product is annotated as transmembrane protein 222a. Lineage: Eukaryota; Metazoa; Chordata; Actinopteri; Cypriniformes; Catostomidae. Bases 43 to 600 code for a protein of 185 amino acids. The transcript is spliced from 6 exons. The record is from RefSeq and is a predicted model, not a curated record.